Pipistrellus nathusii (Nathusius's pipistrelle) is the source of this 1866-nucleotide messenger RNA. The record is from the annotation of a GenBank genome assembly. Lineage: Eukaryota; Metazoa; Chordata; Mammalia; Chiroptera; Vespertilionidae.
AUGUCACCAGUCUUCCCCAUGUUAACAGUUCUGACCAUGUUUUAUUAUCUAUGCCUGCGGCGCCGAGCCAGGACAGCUGCGAGGGGAGAAAUGAUGAACAGCCAUAGAGCCAUGGAAUCAAAUAGCCGGACUUCCCCUCUGAAUGCAGAGGUGGUCCAGUAUGCCAAAGAAGUGGUGGAUUUCAGUUCCCAUUAUGGAAGUGAGAAUAGUAUGUCCUAUACCAUGAGGAACUUGGCAGGUGUCCCAAAUGUGUUCCCGAAUUCUGGUGACUUCACUCAGACAGCUGUGUUUCGAACUUACGGAACAUGGUGGGAUCAGUGUCCCAGUGCUUCCUUGCCAUUCAAGAGGACACCGCCUCAUUUUCAGAGCCAAGACUACGUGGAACUUGCUUUUGAACAGCAGGUGUAUCCUACAGCUGUUCAUGUUCUGGAAACCUACCAUCCUGGAGCGGUCAUUAGAAUCCUAGCUUGCUCUGCGAAUCCCUACUCCCCAAGCCCAUCGGCUGAAGUAAGAUGGGAGAUUCUUUGGUCAGAGAGACCUACGAAGGUGAAUGCUUCCCAGGCUCGCCAGUUUAAACCUUGUAUUAAGCAGAUAAAUUUUCCCACAAAUCUUAUACGGCUGGAAGUAAAUAGUUCUCUUCUGGAUUAUUACACUGAAUUAGAUGCAGUUGUAUUGCAUGGUAUGAAGGACAAGCCAGUACUUUCUCUCAAGACUUCACUUAUUGACAUGAAUGAUCUAGAAGAUGAUGACUAUGAAGAAAACAAUGAUUGUGGAAUGGACAGUCUUAACAAAAAACUUAGCAGCACCACCCUUGGGGAAGAGCCAAAUAAUGGAUACUUUGACAAACUACCUUAUGAGCUCAUUCAACUGAUUCUGAAUCAUCUUACACUACCAGACCUGUGCAGAUUAGCACAGACUUGCAAACUGCUGAACCAGCAUUGCUAUGAUCCUCUCCAGUACAUCUAUCUCAAUCUGCAGCCUUACUGGGCAAAACUCAACGACACCUCACUGGAGUUUCUGCAGGCUCGCUGCACUCUCGUCCAGUGGCUUAACUUAUCUUGGACUGGCAAUAGGGGCUUCAUCUCUGUUGCAGGAUUCAGCAGGUUUCUGAAAGUUUGUGGGUCCGAAUUGGUGCGUCUUGAAUUAUCUUGCAGCCACUUCCUAAAUGAAACUUGUUUGGAGAUUAUUUCUGAGAUGUGUCCACAUCUACAAGAGUUAAAUCUCUCUUCCUGCGAUAAGCUACCACCUCCAGCUUUCAACCAUAUUGCCAAAUUAUGUGGCCUUAAACGACUCGUUCUCUAUCGAACAAAAAUAGAGCAAACAGCACUGCUCAGCAUUUUGAACUUCUGCUCAGAGCUUCAGCACCUCAGUUUGGGUAGUUGUGUAAUGAUUGAAGACUAUGAUGUGAUCGCCAGCAUGAUAGGGGCCAAGUGUAAAAAACUGCGCACCCUGGAUCUGUGGCGCUGCAAGAACAUUACUGAGAACGGGAUAGCGGAGCUGGCAUCUGGGUGUCCGCUCCUGGAGGAACUUGACCUCGGUUGGUGUCCUACUCUGCAGAGCAGCACUGGGUGCUUUGCCAAACUGGCACGACAGCUCCCAAACUUGCAAAAACUCUUUCUUACGGCCAACAGGUCUGUGUGUGACACAGACAUUGAGGAACUGGCAUGUAAUUGUACCAGACUACGGCAACUGGACAUACUAGGAACAAGAAUGGUAAGUCCAGUAUCCUUAAGAAAACUCCUGGAAUCAUGCAAAGAUCUUUCCCUACUUGAUGUGUCCUUCUGCUCUCAGAUUGACAAUAGAGCUGUACUCGAGUUCAAUGGGAGCUUUCCAAAUGUGUUCAUAAAAAAGAGCUUUACUCAGUGA